This is a messenger RNA of Carassius auratus (goldfish), 3725 nucleotides long. Its product is annotated as serine/threonine-protein kinase SBK1-like. The coding region runs from base 262 to 1491 and encodes 409 amino acids. The transcript is spliced from 4 exons. Gene Ontology annotation, biological process: protein phosphorylation. Gene Ontology annotation, molecular function: ATP binding; protein serine/threonine kinase activity. The record is from RefSeq and is a predicted model, not a curated record. Lineage: Eukaryota; Metazoa; Chordata; Actinopteri; Cypriniformes; Cyprinidae.
ACAGUCAACGGAGAGACAAUAGGGCAACAGCAGUCGCUCUGUGUCAGACGCAUCAGAGAUGUGCACAAGAAUUAAUAUCUGUAUGUCACUGCUUUGAGAACAUAGCCUAACAGAGAGGGCAACAGAAAAACUAUUACUCCUUGUGUUCUAGUAGUCAACACUGACCACUACGGAAUGACAGCGGGGGGUCGCGCAUUUGUUUCUUAAAAGAUUUCUAGAUCAACUGUUGUUGUGGUACCUGGUCCCUCCGUCUCUGGAAUAAUGAGCUCCUCGCCCCACGUGUCCCGUUCCUCUGUUGACAUCCUGGAAGAGCUGCAGCUCAUCACUGCUGAGAAGCUGGAGACGCUGGACUUCAAUAAGUACUACGAGGUCAUCAGGGAGCUGGGCAAGGGCACCUAUGGGAAGGUGGACCUGGUCAUCCACAAGAUCAGAGGCACGAAAAUGGCCUUGAAAUUCUUGCGGAAGAAAACCACUAAGCUGAAGAGCUUCCUCCGCGAGUACAGCAUCUCUCUCUACCUGUCACCUUGUCCUUUCAUCAUCAACAUGUUCGGCAUUGCCUUCGAAACGGACGAAUAUUACAUCUUCGCUCAAGAGUAUGCCCUGGCAGGCGAUCUCUUUGACAUCAUUCCUCCUCAGGUUGGGCUGCCGGAGAGCGUUGCCAAGCGGUGCGUGCACCAGGUGGCGAUUGCACUGGACUACCUGCACUGCAAGAAGCUGGUGCAUCGUGACAUAAAGCCGGAGAACGUCCUCAUCUUUGAUAAGGAGUGCCGGAAGGUGAAACUGUCAGACUUUGGCAUGACGCGGUGCGCUGGCUCUCCGGUGAAGCGGGUGAGCGGGACCAUCCCGUACACGGCUCCAGAACUGUGCGACCCCUGCCGGCAAGAGGGCCUGUGUGUAGACUACAGCACUGAUGUGUGGGCCUUCGGUGUACUUCUGUUCUGCAUGCUCACUGGGAACUUCCCUUGGGAAAAAGCACUCCCAUCCGACGCUUUCUACGAGGAGUUUGUGCGCUGGCAGCAUCGGCGCAGGCGAGCCAGCACGGUGCCUUCACAGUGGCGUCGCUUCACUGACGAGGCGCUCCGCAUGUUUCGCUGUCUGCUGGCCAUCGAGCAGGACCGCCGAUGCUCCGUCGAACAGGUCUUCAGCUACUUCACACACAACUGGAUGCUCGACACGGAGAACGGCAACACCUCCCACGUCUCGGGCGGUAAUAGCAACAGCGGCACAGCGAUGAACGGCCGUCAGGCUGAGCUUAGCACGUCUUCCUCUGAAGAAGAUGAGUUGGUGGACCGUUUGAAGCAGCAGAGCUUGUCCCCUGUGUAUGGGGUCACCAAAGGAGGCAUCAUCAUGGAGCCGGUGACGGCGCACUACUCCUCUACAUCCUCGAACAGCCCUGCUUCCUCCACUGGAGGCUACGAACGUGUCCACCGAGACAACAACGGCAACAAUGGCCGCAUCCUGGUCACAACACCUAUUGAAAUAUGUGUGUAGACUUUAACCUGCCUUGCUCAUAUACUUGGGAUAACUAGAUGACAAUAAGGACACGAGUCCUUAGCGUAAAAGGAAAAGUUAGUCUGAAAAGUCCUAAGAAGAGCGGACAGCUUGAAACCCUUCCUAAUGACGGGUCUCUCUGAGGGAAUCUGUAAGACCGUGAACGAAGUCUGCAGAUUGUGCACGGUUUCCACGUAUUAUAAGACCAAAACUAAAGCAGUUUACACUGGAAACUUUAGAAGAAUGGAGAGAAAGAGACAAGCUCUUGUGUGAAAAUAUGAAGCAAUAUGUUGAUUUCAUAGUGAAAACAUGAUUAAGUCAAAGAAAGGAACAUGGAAAAAAACUGCAAAAACAUUUGAUGUGAAGAUUCACGUGGUUUCGGGAUCACAGUAGGAACUCGUUGGUAUUGUUCAGGAUCACGUGGGUGUUGUUUUGUUCUUGUGUAUUCCUGUGGUCAGCCGAUAAACAAUUUUUUGGAAGCUUACUGGAUACUUUAUAAGUGUGUUGUACUAUUCAUUUGGUCUUGACCUUUGUGUUAUUUAUUAAAUAUCGUAGCAUCACAAUGUUCGAUUAUAAUUUGCAGUGAAUCUGCACUGUCAAAUCUCACCGUUAAACCAAAAGUGGCAAGAGCAGAUUUCAGACGACUGUUAAGGAGGUUUGAAUGGUAUAUUGAAAAUCUCUCUUCUCUUGAGUAACAUAUUCCUCUCUCUUCAAUACUCGGUCAAUCUUCCAUUCUUCACUUGGCUGUGGGUGUACCACAAAAUACAAGAGUGAUUUAGACAUGAUGAAGACUUCAGAAACCAUUCAGCCACUGUGUGUUCAUAUAUUCAGACAUUCCUAAAGUACAUGAUUUCCUCUUUUUGCAGUCUUUCUGUGUCCUGAUAGCAGAAGUUUGUCACUGAAACUAGAAGAUGUCCGUUUUGGCGUCUCUUGGAGAAGCUCCUGUUGGAUGUUAUCCAGCCACUGUUUCUUGCGAUCUGAGAUUGAGAUUUUUAUAUAUGAAUUUGCUUCUUUUUUUAAGUUAGUCAGAUGUGUGUUGACAAAAUCGUGAUGCUUAGAAGAGCAUGUUAUGUUUUGAGAUGUGCAGUGUUCUCUUCAUAGAUGUCCUGUUGAUGUUCACGUGAUUACUGAGUGAAGUUGAAGGAUUUCUCAGGUUUACCAUUCACUGUGUCAAUGUGAAAUCAGAGUUUGCCCCAUUUACCUGUUUAACACACAUUCCCAGUCUUCAACAAGUGUUGUUAACUAAACUGUAUAUACCUCUUAUUUUCAAACCCUCUCAUUCAACCAUCUGACUUCAUCCUGAUACGAAACAGACACUUGUAAAAUUCAGACUACCGCCCACAUCAUUUUUUGUUUUCUUAGAGUAUCCUGUCUUAAAAUGUCAAAUGAUGGUUAUUAUUAGUCGAAUAUUAUUUAUUCUAACACCAUUUCAUGUUGUCUUUAACACCUAAUUUGUUACUUGAGGCGUAGGAAGGAUCUGUUAAAUGAAAAUGUCAUAUUUAUGUUUCAUAACUAAUUUAUGUCUAAAAGAAAUGUGCUGCUUUAGUCCAAAAAAUAAAGGUUCAGCUCUAUAUCUUUAUCUUUUAUUUGGUCCGUUAAUUGCAUAUAAAUGUUACCAGCUGCUAAACCUGAUAUACUUUGUGUUUAGAUUCAGUCAAAUUCCAGUGAAGUGGAAAUUGCAUUCUUGCAGAAGUUUUUCCAGAUUUUUAUUUAACAUUUAUACAUUUUAUUAUGACAUUUGUUCAAUUUCAUUCUCUUGUUCGAAGAAACGUAGCAAAAGAAAUUCAUUUGUUGGAAUUAUUUGAUCCUGUGUUGUUAAAAUACAAAAAUCAAUGUGUUGACAAUGUUUGAAAGAGCAUUUUGCAUGGAUUUAUUAAAAACAAAACCAAUGUCAGGAGAUCUGUGCUACCUUUUAGAAUCGCGACAGUUAUUGUGUAGUGAUCAUAUAAAUCAUCACAAGUUUGCAUAACUUUAUAAAAGUUACAGGGGAGUCAAAAAAAGAAAAGGUUUUAUGUUUUUUAAUACGUCAGUACAAAAUAUAUUGAUACGCUCACAGACAAUAACCACGAAGAAGCUGAAAGACAUUUUAACCCUGCAAAAUGUAUGAAGUCAAAUGUGAAAAUCUUUCGUUAAAAGGAUGCAAGCAAAAGCAGAGAUUUUAAUGUGUUGCGUUUUUUCUCUUUUUUUCAGAAAUAUUUGCAUGAAUCAACAUUGCUCUGGAGAAACAUUGUAGA